ACAAUUAUUAUAUUCUUGCAAUUCUAGAACUCUGUGAUGCUGCUUUAAAAAUUCAAGCCACCUUCCGUGGCCAUUUAUCACGUAAACUGGUGACCAAGGAGACACCCGAAGAUGUUGAUAUACAAGAAAUCACCAAAAAGGUGGCCGAGGAAUUGGAUAUAGAUUUAAGUGAUCCCGAGCUAAAUAAAGCGGCUACCAAGAUACAGGCCUCAUUCCGGGGACAUAAAACCCGUAAAGAUCAACAACCAGUUGAAUAAAAAACAAAUAAUUUUUGAAUAUUGAUUGAACACACACACACACUUACACAUACACAUACACAAAUAUUUUAUUUUUAAAACAAAUUUUUUGGGGAUUAAAAUGAAGCAGAAGAAGAAGAAGAAGGAAGUAAGUAAAACUUUUAAAAUUUAGCAAUUGUCUUAAAAAAAACAAAAACAAAAGAAAACAAUUUAAAUUUAAGAUUUAAAGCAUAAAAAAAAGAAGUCCAUUAAGAAAAAGUUUGAAACAAAUUAGACAAAGUUGCAUAAUUCUAAAAACAAAGAAUUAUAAUUAAUUGUUAAUUUUAAGUUUUAUUAAAUAUAUAAUUUUUUUAAGCAAAUUUAAUUAACAACAAGAAAAAAAAAACAAAAAAAAAAUGUAUUAAGUUUUUAUGUUGGCUUUUAUAGGAGUUUAAAGUAUACAACUCUCAUGUUAGAUUCAAAACAGCUUUAAAUAUUAAAAAAAAAAAUAAAAACAAAA
Lucilia sericata (common green bottle fly) is the source of this 735-nucleotide messenger RNA. RefSeq names its product sperm surface protein Sp17-like. Lineage: Eukaryota; Metazoa; Arthropoda; Insecta; Diptera; Calliphoridae. The transcript has a single exon. The annotation marks the transcript as partial. Gene Ontology annotation, molecular function: calmodulin binding. The record is from RefSeq and is a predicted model, not a curated record.